GGUGCUUGUAUUGUAUUAGUAGUAGUUUGUGGUCUGGUGGCAAUCGGGUGCAAAGAAAACGACUUUCCAAAAUUGCUUCUGUGGAAGAAAUCAAUUAUUUCAAAGACAAAUUGACUUAAAUUGUAACGUAAUAGUAAAGGUCGAUAUUUAGUAAGACGAUGUCGGCUACUGAAUUACACACUUACUUUACAGGGAAUAAUACGUACAAGCUAAUAAAUCCCAUAAGUCAGCGUAUUGGAGAUUUUACGCCGUUUUACAUAGCCAUAGCGAUUUGCACUGUGAUUUUGGGACUGAUUCUGAUCCUGAAUAUUGUGUGCUGUUGCUCUCGUUAUUCUGACUAUUGGCUCGAUCGUCACACAGGUAAUCGUUGGAUAGUGUCAAUCUGGUCUGCGACUCCUCACAAGCAACCUCCUCUUGACUUUACGGAGUUAGAAGCUAACUAUCAGCCAGUUCAUUACGUACAUCCAUACCCUGACGAGUAUCACGAAGUGCAUAAACGUGAAGAAGUGCCUGCUUCAUUCUCUCGGCAACCGCUAACAACAUCACAAGAGUACUUAGAACUGCACAAGCGAGAAAGCGAUAUCUAAAAUGGCAUUCCUUAUGAUUUAU
Molecule: messenger RNA, 609 nt
Organism: Hyposmocoma kahamanoa
Lineage: Eukaryota; Metazoa; Arthropoda; Insecta; Lepidoptera; Cosmopterigidae
Gene: wrm1
Exons: 3
Coding region: 159-587 (142 amino acids)
Source: RefSeq, a predicted model, not a curated record